AGGAAGCUCCACGGCCGGAGCAGCCCCGGGAGCCGCUGCCCCAGGAGCCGCUGCCCCUCCACAGCUCCGCUCGGGCCGCCGCCGGAGCAGCCCCGGCACAGAUCCUGGCCAUGUUGGCGUUUUUGGUAGUGCUGUGUCAACUGCACGUGAUGAUGUUCGCGUUUCCUCACUGCCCUGGGAGAUUAAGUAACUUGAAGCAACCUGAAUGGAAAGAUGUGUUCACCUCUGAAAAGGAGGCCAAUUUAUUCAUCGGACGACACCUUCUGAACAACAGAUUUGAUUUCGAAGUAUUCACAGCAGAUAACCUGGAAAGAGAAUGCUAUGAAGAGCUGUGCAACUAUGAAGAAGCAAGAGAAAUUUUUGAAGACCAUGACAAAACGAUGGAUUUUUGGAAAGACUAUUCAACUAAAGGCCCUAAAAUAAAAAUAGGAGAUGAGACACUACAAAAGAUCAAUGUCACAGGACUUCUCAUCAGUCUCGUUGCUGCUGGAGUACUGUUGGUUAUAAUUGCACUGAUUGUCUUCUACUGCUGCAAAAGUAGAUGCAAAUCAAGGCAACCACCAGGGUACUUGCAUUACGUCGGAAGCAGGCGGCGUGGCUCAGCCAACAUCUUCAGAAGGCACGAGGAGUUUUCUUUGAACCCACUUCCCCCCAGAACUGAUGAUUCAGGACUCCCCACUUAUGAGCAGGCAGUGACUUCAGACGGACAGCACAACGUGCCACCACCCCCUUACCCAGGGCCCCCCAGGGGGACGUGGAUGUUCCGAAAGUCGAUGUCCCUUCCUGCCCCCUAAUCACAAACCUCCUUCUGGGCUGAGGGGGGGACUCCUGAAGCAUCACAUGCAUUUGAAGGAGUGUGUGCUACCUUGCAUAUUGCAAGACGCCUUACAGAAACAUGAAAGAUCUUCAGGACAAUGAGGAACGAGUGAAGUUCCCAUUUGGGAAAGGAGCUCACCUUUCUGCAGAGGCUGCAGGGCUGUUCUUUGCACAGAGCCACUGUGCUGAGAGGGGGCAGUGCACGAAGAGCAAGGCUGGGACUGCUGCCCUCUUCCAUCUGCACUUUGAGCCAUCCCAUCAAACUAUUGAUGUUUCAUUAAUAGUUUCUUUUUUUUUUUUUUUGUCUCUUCGGAAGGAACAGUAUUUUAAUUGCUCUUAUUGACACUAGCAAUUUUUUGUGACUUAGUACUUUAAACCACCAUAAGAAGUCUACUUUUUGUUGAAGCCCACGUGUUCACUUCCUUGCUGUGUGAAUUUUCUAUUCGCUCUAAUAACUGAUUUGAGUGUGAAAAUUAUUUCAUGACU
Molecule: messenger RNA, 1302 nt
Organism: Empidonax traillii (willow flycatcher)
Lineage: Eukaryota; Metazoa; Chordata; Aves; Passeriformes; Tyrannidae
Gene: PRRG4
Product: proline rich and Gla domain 4
Exons: 7
Coding region: 111-794 (227 amino acids)
Cellular component (GO): extracellular region
Molecular function (GO): calcium ion binding
Source: RefSeq, a predicted model, not a curated record